Molecule: messenger RNA, 1113 nt
Organism: Recurvomyces mirabilis
Lineage: Eukaryota; Fungi; Ascomycota; Dothideomycetes; Mycosphaerellales; Teratosphaeriaceae
Gene: arc1
Product: ARP2/3 actin-organizing complex subunit Sop2
Exons: 1
Coding region: 1-1113 (370 amino acids)
Biological process (GO): Arp2/3 complex-mediated actin nucleation
Cellular component (GO): actin cytoskeleton; Arp2/3 protein complex
Molecular function (GO): actin filament binding
Source: RefSeq, a predicted model, not a curated record
AUGUCCGCCCCAGAAGUCCACCACCUCUUCCACGCCCCGAUAGCCGACCACUCCUUCUCCGCCGACCGCAGCACCCUGGCUGUCGCCCGUGAGAACAACAUCGAGUUAUACUCGCGCUCAGGAAACUCCUUCCGCCUCGAAGACGAACUCCGCGGCCACGACAAAACCGUCACCGGCGUCGACAUCGCUCCUCACAGCGGCCGGAUCGUAACUUGUAGCCAAGACCGCAACGCCUAUGUCUGGGAACCUACGGGGAAAGCUGGAGCCUGGAAACCAACCCUAGUCCUGCUCAGGAUCAAUCGAGCAGCGACAUGUGUGCGAUGGGCGCCCAACGAGACCAAGUUUGCCGUCGGCAGUGGGGCGAGAAUCAUCGCCGUGUGUUAUUUCGAGCAGGAGAACGAUUGGUGGGUUUCCAAGCAUGUGAAGAAGCCCUUGAGGAGUACGGUCACGUGUGUGGACUGGCAUCCUAACUCCGUGCUCCUGGCUGCUGGGUCGACGGACGGGCAUGCACGCGUCUUCUCCUCCUUCGUCAAGGGCACGGAUGAACGACCGGAAGCCUCGGUGUGGGGGGAACGCCUCCCCUUCAAUACCGUCUGCGGGGAGUACCUCAACCCCACGGCGGGAUGGGUCCACGAUGUAGCUUUCUCCCCCUCUGGCAAUGCUCUGGCAUUCUGCUCCCACGACAGCACCGUCACUGUCGUCUACCCCUCGGGUCCGGAACAACCGCCUCAAGCCGUGCUGUCCAUCACAACACAAUUACUACCCUUCACCUCCCUCCUCUGGACCACGGAAUCCGAACUCGUGGCCGCCGGUUACGAUUGCGGCGUCUACCGCUUGUCGGGUGACAGCAAUGGCUGGCAGUUGACAGGCUCGCUGGAGAAAACCGAGGCGUCGAGGCCCGGGUUAGAGCAGAGGGAGGAGUCGGCGUUGAAUAUGUUCCGGUCGAUGGAUUUGCGCGGGCAGAGGGGUGGGGUGCAGGAAGAUACCAAGUUGAAGACUACGCAUCAGAAUAGUAUUAAUACGCUUCGAGCGUAUCAGGGAGGGAAUGGAGGGGAGGUCGGGCAGAUUAGUACGAGUGGGGUUGAUGGACGGGUUGUGGUGUGGAAGUUGUGA